AUGAUCGAAGCCAAACGAAAUCGUAUAAUAACAUUUCAAUCACCCAUUUUGAUUCGUAAUGUUACCGAUGUUUUCUUCGGGAAUAAUUUCUGUUUUACAUUCCGAUAUUAUUUUCUUUUGGAAAAUAUUAUUACAUUGAAUAUAACGAAUGUCGACGAUGAUGAUGAUAAUACUGAAUCUGAAGAAAUAUGGCGACAACCGGGACAAAUUUCCGAUGAUUUAUGGCAAACCGGUCAGAUUGAAAUCGAUAAUCGUUAUAGGAAAUUUUUACUAACAUUUCAGGCAAUCGGUCAUUAUGGUUCGUUGGCAUUUACACAUUUUCGUUUAAAUGAACAACCUUGUUUUAAAUAUAUUGGUCAAUGUACAUUUGAAUAUGGUUUUUGUGGAUGGCAAAAUGAAAAAUCAAAUGAUAAUAAAUUUGAAAUUAUUCAAGCAUUCGAUACGGGAAAUCCAAAUGUUUUUGAUCAUACAACCAAUACCGGUGAUGGUCAUGUUUUGUGGGCAAAUUUUCAACCAAAACAAUCGAAAAGUGAAGAAAGUUCCCAGGAAGAUAAUGAUGAACAUAGAGCAGUUAUUAUUGGUCCAUCAUUGGCAAAAACAUUUGCUAAACAAUGUUUGGAAUUUUGGUUUAUGUUAGCACCGAAUACAAAUGUAAAAUUAAAUCUUUAUCUACGACCACAUUGGUUAAUUACAAAAAAAGGAGAAUUAUUAUGGUCAACAAAUGAAACACAUUUGGCUAAUGAAUGGAUUCGUGUACAAAUUUUAUUGAAAAAUAUUCAUUUAGAAUCGAAUCUAAUAUUCGAAGCUAUUACAAAUUCCGAACCUAGUUCAGUCGAAAUAGAUGAUAUACGGAUGAAACCAUUUGAAUGUGAUCGACCAAUUGAUUGUCGUUUUGAUCAAAAUUCUUGUGGUUGGAAAGAUAAUACAUUAGAUUUCCGUCGACGUCGUUGGCGUUUAGGACCAGGUCGUGUACAAUCAUCUGGAUCGCUACCAUUUCAUAGUUUGCCAUUAAAUGGUGAAAAUGUUCUGUAUACAGAUUUUACUGAUUUAUCACCGCAUGAAGGUGGUGGAUCAAUGGAAAUUUUAAGCGAAAUUAUUGAUGCACCGAGAACAUCAAAUGGUGGAUGUUUUAUAAUGAAUUUUAUUGUUAAAUCUUUUAACAUACGUAAUGAUCAAUUUAAAUUAUCAAUGAUACGUUUAACAAAGGAAAAGCAACAACGAACAACAUUAUGGUCAUUUGAUAAUAUAACCGAAACAAUUGGAAAACAAUCCCGAAUUCGUAUCAUUGUUCCAAGAAAUGGUCCAGAAUCAAUAAGAUUUUCAUUAUUGGCAAGAGCAAGUUAUGUUAAUACUUAUAUAGCUGUAAUAGGUGUUUUUUAUAGUGAUAAUAUUGAUUUUUGUACAAAUCCAACGCCAGCAACACCUCCGACGACUAUUUCAACCCAAAAACCUUCCGGAAAUAUUCUUGAUUGUACAUUUGAAUCAAAUAAUACUUGUAAUUGGAUUGCUAAUGGAAAUUUUCGGGUAAACAAAGUUCGUAAUAUACAAAAUUGGAUGAUGCCAACCAAAGAUCAUACUGAAAAUAAUUUAGAUGGACAUUUUGUUUAUAUUUAUUCGGAUAGAAAUUCACAAAGAAAAUUUGGUAAUCUUGAAGCAAAUAUUCAACAACAACAUUUAAAUUUACUGAGUAAAUCUUCAGGAAAAUCCCAAAUGAUUUAUCGUAUGUCAAUAUCGAAUACAAUUCGUUGGCAAGAAACUCGUUUAACAAUUGAUUUUCAAAAUCAAACAGAACAAAUUGAUCAAAUACAAUUUCGAGCAACCAUUGCAGAUGGUGUAUUAGCAUUGGAUGAUUUUAAAAUCCUUGAUGUUUAUCAAGCUAAACAAGUUCAAUCGGACGAAAAUCAAUUAUUAAUCGAUCAUACAAUGCAUACAUCUAUUGGUCAUUUUUAUGGUAUUGAUUUAUCGUCAUCAUCAUCAUCAUCAUCGACGACCACUAAUGUCGAAAUAGAAAAUUAUCAAUUUAUUAUUCAAUCAAACCGAUAUGAUCGUUCGGUUUGUUUACAAUUUUCCUAUUUGAUCGGCGAUGAUACUACCAUAAUUGCCGAUCCUGGAACGCGAUUAACAAUAUUUAAACAAGAUAGGAAAAUUUUCGAAACAUUCGAAAAUGUUGUAGAUGUUUGUUGGCGACUAUUUCAACCGAAUCAAUUCAAUCAAAAAUUUAUUGAUCACGAUAAAACAACUGGCAAUCAUGAUGGUAAAUAUAUCCUAUUGACUGGACAAAAUCCAUAUGAUCGUGCAAUAUUUUUUACUGAACGUUAUUCACGAUCAUCCGAUUUACUACUGAAUUCAAAUUCAUUAUGUAUUGAAUUUGCCCUGUUUAAACCAUCAAAUGAUAGUAUAUUAGAAAUUUAUCAAAGUGAAUCAUUGGAUAAUGGAAUGCAAGCAAUGAAAAUAUGGGAUACACGUGAACUGGUUGAUAAUGAUUGGAAAAUAUUUGAAAUAUAUGCACAGAUUGAGAAUCCAGAAUCAAUCGACCUAUAUUUUUAUUUUGUCGGUAUGAUUGGUCAGAAUCUGACAACAUAUAUAGCAUUGGAUGAUUUUCGUAUGAAACAACGAUGUGAAAAUCCUUCAAAUCAUCACCCAUAUUCCGGCACGAAUUAUAAUCUGAAAAAUUAUCAAGCAAUCGGUGAAUUGAAAUUGGAUGGUUGUCAACCAUUAUUACCAUCAAUAUCAUCAAAUUGUUCAUCAACCGAACGAUUUAAAUGCAAGAAUAAUGUUUGUAUACCGACAGCGUUUGUUUGUGAUAUGGAAGAUGAUUGUGGUGAUAAUUCGGAUGAAACCAAAUGUGAUUCGAAAAAAUUAACAGAUUUUGAAGAAAAUUAUGGCCUAUGGGAAUCGAAUGAUGAUGGCACUGGUAGUGGUUGGACGAUUAAACAAGCACGACAAAUGUCCAAUUUACGUAAUGGUCCUACAUAUGAUCAUACAACAAAAUUAUCAACUGGACAUUAUCUUUUUACCGAUACGGAUAUGGCCAAAAUCGAAAGUCCAUUGAUCAAUGUUACCACCAAAGAUGAUGAUUCCAAAAUCCAUCGAUAUUCAGAGGAAUUUGUCCCACCUUAUUUGGCUAUCGAUGAUAUAAGUUUUACAUCAUCAU
Molecule: messenger RNA, 3154 nt
Organism: Dermatophagoides pteronyssinus (European house dust mite)
Lineage: Eukaryota; Metazoa; Arthropoda; Arachnida; Sarcoptiformes; Pyroglyphidae
Product: MAM and LDL-receptor class A domain-containing protein 1-like
Source: RefSeq, a predicted model, not a curated record